AUGGAGACACUCAGGAAUCUCUUCGGGAAGCCUGACCCUCAGGCGCAAUUCCGAAAAUGCAACGCCAUGCUUCGCGCGGAAAUGCGUAAACUCGACCGCGAGAUCGCAAACCUGAAGAACGUCGAGAUCAAAACAAAGAACAUGAUCCUAGCCGCCGACCGCCGCGCGCGGCGCGCCGCCUCCGGGCCCAAUGCCAACUCCCGCGCGAAACAGCAGGCCGAGCGCGAGGUGCGCGACUUUGCCCGCGAGUUGGUGCGCACGCGCAAGACGACGCAGCGGAUGAUUACCUCGCGCGCGCAGCUGGCGUCGGUCCAGAUGCAGGUCAACGAGGCGUUUGCGCUGCGCAAGAUCCAGGGGAGCAUUCGGGCUAGUGUGGGGAUUAUGAAGGACGUGAAUGCGCUGAUUAGAUUGCCUGAGCUAGCGGUGACGAUGCGGGAUUUGAGUGUUGAGUUGAUGAAGGCGGGGAUCAUUGAGGAGAUGGCGGAGGAGAUGCUGCCAACGGCUGAUGUCGAGCUCGAGAUGGAGGAUGAGGAGGCUGAGGGCGAGGUUGAUAAAGUGUUGGGAGAGAUUCUCAAGGACAGGAUGGAGAAGACCGGGCCACUGCCCAGCGUCCCGACGGGGACUACCGAGUCCGUGCCUGCUCAACAGGCUCUGGAGGAAGAAGAUGCCGAUACCCAAGCUAUGCUGGACCAGAUGCGGAACAGACUCGAGGCUCUGAGGAGCUGA
This is a messenger RNA of Thermochaetoides thermophila DSM 1495, 726 nucleotides long. RefSeq names its product putative vps protein. The transcript is spliced from 2 exons. Gene Ontology annotation, cellular component: multivesicular body; ESCRT III complex. NCBI's taxonomy places the organism in Eukaryota, Fungi, Ascomycota, Sordariomycetes, Sordariales, Chaetomiaceae. The record is from RefSeq and is a predicted model, not a curated record. Gene Ontology annotation, biological process: late endosome to vacuole transport; endosome transport via multivesicular body sorting pathway; protein transport. Bases 1 to 726 code for a protein of 241 amino acids.